AUGUCCUCCCACGAAGACGACGGCCCUUCGCCAGCGCAAUGCGUUCUCUUUUCGGAUCCCGAUAAGUUCAAUAAUACGCUCCUUAUCGGCGGUAAAGCUCUUGGCGGACCCACUACUCAACUCAAUUACGUUUACGGUACUCCGAUACGGCUCCCGGUCUUCAUUCAACUAUACGGACUCGCUCAAACAGCCAAAUUAACGCUCCUUAACGUAUACCGACUUUUCGGUUCGUUUUUUACGGGUUCCUUUUUCCUUCCUUCCGGCCUUCGGUUUUUCGGCUUUUCGGCUCUUCGGUUCUUCCGUUCCUUUGGUUUUUCUCUCGGCCCGUCCUACGGAUUUUCUCGACCUUCGGCUCCUUCGGCCCCUUUCGGCCCCUUUCGGUUCUUCAAAACCGCUCUCGCACGGCCACGGGCCCCUUUCUCUUCUAGCGACUUAACCGACCUUUCGGUACUCAAGUAUUUGCAGCACGUUAUUUGCAGCUUGAGCACUUGCAAUACGCUUUCGGUUCCUUCGGCGCUAUAG
Messenger RNA from Drepanopeziza brunnea f. sp. 'multigermtubi' MB_m1, 522 nucleotides. The record is from RefSeq and is a predicted model, not a curated record. Lineage: Eukaryota; Fungi; Ascomycota; Leotiomycetes; Helotiales; Drepanopezizaceae.